AUGUCUGAUGUGGAGGCACUGGGCCCCCGGGGGCCUGAAGGCACUGGGGCACAGACAGGGGAUGUCCCCUCCCUUAAAGAAAUUGAGCAGCUCCUGAACACUGGGCGGCCCUCCUGCAACCACGUUGAUGAAGUAUGGCCUAAUCUCUUCUUAGGAGACCUAGUAACAGCUCACAACAGAUUUGUUUUGUGGAAGAUGGGUGUGACCCAUGUUUUAAAUGCUGCCCACGGCACAGCAUACAGCCACGGAGGCCAGGACUUUUACGGAGCAACCAUUGAUUACUAUGGUGUACCAGCCCAUGACCUCCCAAACUUUGAUAUAAGCCAGUUCUUUUUCUCUGCGGCACAGUUUAUCCACAACGCCUUGAACACACCAGGAGCUAAAAUUUUGGUACAUUGUGCAGUCGGCGUAAGCAGGUCAGCUUCCCUAGUCUUAGCAUAUCUCAUGAUAAAUCACCACCUCCCAUUGGUUGAAGCCAUCAAAACAGUGAAGGAGCAUCGAUGGAUUUCACCUAAUCGUGGCUUUCUGAAACACCUGCGAAAUCUGGAUGUUCAGCUACGGCAAAAGAAGGACUGCUGA
Pterocles gutturalis (yellow-throated sandgrouse) is the source of this 579-nucleotide messenger RNA. RefSeq names its product dual specificity protein phosphatase 13 isoform A-like. Bases 1 to 579 code for a protein of 192 amino acids. Gene Ontology annotation, biological process: negative regulation of MAPK cascade; protein dephosphorylation. Gene Ontology annotation, molecular function: MAP kinase phosphatase activity; protein tyrosine/serine/threonine phosphatase activity. The record is from RefSeq and is a predicted model, not a curated record. The transcript is spliced from 3 exons. Lineage: Eukaryota; Metazoa; Chordata; Aves; Pterocliformes; Pteroclidae. Gene Ontology annotation, cellular component: cytoplasm.